Molecule: messenger RNA, 1152 nt
Organism: Lodderomyces parapsilosis
Lineage: Eukaryota; Fungi; Ascomycota; Pichiomycetes; Serinales; Debaryomycetaceae
Gene: RAV2
Product: Rav2p
Exons: 1
Coding region: 1-1152 (383 amino acids)
Cellular component (GO): RAVE complex
Source: RefSeq, a predicted model, not a curated record
AUGAGUUUGUUUCUGGCCCAAGAGCAACAAGUCUUCACAAACUUGGUCGCCGACAUCCAACAUCGACAAGAUGAUCGUGAAUUGCAUUGGUUGGUGUCGCUGGUUAUACUACCUGAGUUCCCACAAAUCAUUGAAGCAUUGAAAAUCUGUUCAAAUUUGUUGAUGUUCAAUUCUCCACAACAGCCUGACCCUAGCAACAAAAUUCAAAAAGGACCUGCUAUAAAGCUACCUGUGUCUUCGGGGACUCAGGACAAUUUGAAAGGGAUUAUUGUCAGAGAUGGUGCCUUUGUGACGGAAUUUACAAUCAAUGUCAAAGAUCACUACUUGAAUAAAGUUUUCCACAAGUUGAGAUUGAAAGAGCCAGUGUUGUUGGAACAAGUAAUCAAUGCCAAUAGUGCUAUUGAUGCGGCGAUCAUGUUAAUUAAUCAACUAUCACAGUUCACCGAUGUCGAGGAGCUAGACCAUGACGUUACGCAUACGAAAUUGAUUGAUGAAUUUCAACGUCUACUAUCCAGCAUACAAACAGCAAAGACGAAUUUACAAUUACCUACAGAUCCUGCAUUGGUGUUUCCUGAAAAAGUGACCCAUGGUCAAUAUUUUGAACCUGAAUUACCAAACACCAUCUCAAUCGAUUUUUAUCUCAACCAAGCGGAAAUUUGCGUAGAUUUGAAAAGUUUGUCAAAAGUAACCGAGAAACCAUGGGGUGAUAUAGAUCCUCAUACAGGGCAAUCGUACGUUGAUAAAGUUCGUGACCAAAUGAAACUACCGCCUUCUUCUGCGAAUAGCAUCAGGGGCACAGGACAGAAGUUUCUGUCGUCAGAAGUUAGCUCUGUUGCAAGCGCAACUCCUAGUAUUCCCUCGGGGAAAGACGAGAAUGUUGGCAAAUUGUUUCCCGAACACGAUUCCCAUGAUAACCAUGAAGCAGGAAGUUUUUUCAACAACAUGAUGAGUCAUAUUCUGUUGAAACCAAAACACGACGCUCAAGAUUACAUCACGAGGUGUAUCACUUACAAUCAAAUGGUGGUUAUGAUCAAGACUAAAAUUGAAGUUUCGUCCGAAGAUCCAGUUUUAGUUAGCUGUUUUACCAAGUUGGAUUCCAUUGAGUACUUGAUUACGAAUUUCCUACACAGUUUGAGAAAUCUAGUUGGAUGA